Messenger RNA from Cicer arietinum (chickpea), 3320 nucleotides. RefSeq names its product alpha,alpha-trehalose-phosphate synthase [UDP-forming] 1. Lineage: Eukaryota; Viridiplantae; Streptophyta; Magnoliopsida; Fabales; Fabaceae. Gene Ontology annotation, biological process: trehalose biosynthetic process. Gene Ontology annotation, molecular function: alpha,alpha-trehalose-phosphate synthase (UDP-forming) activity; trehalose-phosphatase activity. The record is from RefSeq and is a predicted model, not a curated record. Gene Ontology annotation, cellular component: cytosol.
GCAAAAUCCACCGGCUCUUCUCUUUCUCUCUCAUUAAACACUUCUAUUUAAACCUUUCCGUUUCUCUUUACUUCUUUCACAAUCAAAACACACAAACCUCUCUCUCUCUCUCUAAAAUCCCAAACCUCUAUUUUCGCUCAUUCGCUCUGAAACUCGAACAAAGAAAUAAGCAACAGCAUCAACAGUUCGUCAAAAUUUUGCAUCGUUCAAGGGAAGGAGGUUAACUGUUACCGACGUUGAUAUUCAACGUCAAUGGUUGGAUUUCAGAGCGAGCAUAUGCCAGGGAACAAGUAUAAUGGUAAUUAUGGUAGUUCUCCAGGUCGUGUUGAACGACUUGUGAGAGUCAGAGAGCUAAGAAAAAGCAGCAAAGCAUCAUCUCUUUCGAUUGAGUCACCUGAUAGUGUUCUUCUUAGUAAUAAUAAUAAUGAUAAACAUGUGGUUUCUGAAUCUUUUGAGCAUGAUCUACGCUUAAAAGAAAAUAAUGAUUCUGUUGCUUCCUAUGAACGAUUCUUGGAAGGAGUUCCAGCAGCAGCAAAGGCUCUUACUGAUGGAUAUGAAAGGGAAGAUGGAAAACCGGCUAGACAGAGGCUUUUGGUGGUGGCUAAUAGGCUGCCAGUUUCAGCUGUUAGGAAAGGGGAGGAUUCUUGGUCUUUGGAGAUAAGCGCUGGUGGCUUGGUGAGCGCUCUUUUAGGUGUGAAGGAGUUUGAAGCGAGGUGGAUAGGUUGGGCCGGUGUUAAUGUCGUGGAUGAGGUUGGACAAAAGUCACUCACUGAAGCAUUGGCUGAAAAGAGGUGUAUCCCAGUAUUUCUUACUGAAAAGAUUGUUCAUCAGUACUAUAAUGGCUAUUGCAAUAACAUUUUGUGGCCCCUUUUUCAUUACCUUGGACUUCCACAAGAAGACCGUCUAGCGACAACGCGUGGUUUCCAGUCUCAGUUUGAUUCGUAUCAGGAGGCAAAUCAAAUGUUUGCUGAUGUGGUAAAUAAGAUCUAUGAAGAGGGAGAUAUUGUUUGGUGCCAUGAUUACCAUCUUAUGUUUCUACCACAAUGCUUAAAGAAAUUUAACAAAAAAAUGAAAGUUGGCUGGUUUCUGCAUACCCCAUUUCCAUCUUCUGAAAUUCACAGGACACUGCCAUCUCGUUCCGAGCUCCUACGUGCUGUUCUUGCUGCUGAUUUGGUUGGAUUUCACACCUAUGAUUAUGCACGGCACUUUGUUAGUGCAUGUACUCGCAUUCUUGGACUUGAGGCCACACCAGAAGGGGUUGAGACCCCACCAGAAGGGGCUGAGAAUCAAGGGAAACUGACUCGAGUUGCUGCAUUUCCAAUUGGCAUAGACUCAGAUCGGUUCAUACGUGCACUUGAUCUUCCUAAAGUCCAAGGCCACAUUAAAGACUUACAAGACAGAUUUAAAGGCAGAAAGGUAAUGUUAGGUGUUGAUCGCCUUGAUAUGAUUAAAGGAAUUCCUCAAAAACUUCUAGCUUUUGAAAAGUUUUUGGAAGAGAACGAUGGUUGGCGAGAUAAAGUUGUUCUGCUUCAAAUUGCUGUGCCAACAAGAACAGAUGUUCCCGAAUAUCAAAAGCUUACAAGCCAGGUUCAUGAAAUUGUUGGUCGCAUCAAUGGCAGAUUUGGAUCCCUGACUGCUGUUCCUAUACAUCACCUGGACCGCACUCUUGACUUUCAAGCAUUAUGUGCUUUGUACGCUGUUACAGAUGUAGCACUUGUCACGUCUUUGAGGGAUGGAAUGAAUCUUGUCAGUUACGAGUUUGUGGCCUGCCAAGAAAAGAAGAAGGGGGUUCUCAUUCUUAGUGAAUUUGCUGGUGCUGCACAGUCCCUUGGUGCUGGGGCACUUCUUGUCAACCCCUGGAACAUCACAGAAGUUGCUAAAGCAAUUUCCAAGGCUCUGAACAUGAAAUCUCCAGAGAGAGAGAAGCGACACAGACACAACUUUCAUCAUGUAACAACCCACACUGCUCAGGAAUGGGCAGAAACUUUUGUCAGCGAAUUAAAUGAUACUGUUGUUGAGGCACAGCUAAGGACAAAACAAACUCCACCACGACUCAAAACCAAUAUUGCAAUUCAACAAUAUCUGAAGUCAACCAAUCGAUUGCUUAUUUUGGGAUUCAAUGGAACAUUAACUGAACCAGUUGAGAGAAGAGGUGAUCAAUAUAAAGAAAUGGAACUCACAGUGCACCCAGAACUGAAACAAUCCUUCACACAACUUUGCAGUGACCCAAAGACUACAGUUGUUGUGCUUAGUGGAAGUGGGAGAACCCUUCUAGAUGAAAACUUUAGAGAAUACAACACUUGGCUGGCAGCGGAGAAUGGGAUGUUUUUAAACCCUUCAAAUGGAGAAUGGAUGACAACAAUGCCGGAACAACUGAAUAUGGAAUGGGUUGACAGCGUGAAGCAUGUUUUUGAGUACUUCACCGAAAGAACACCUCAGUCACAUUUCGAAGAAAGGGAAGCUUCACUUGUAUGGAAUUACAGACAUGCAGAUGUUGAGUUUGGAAAACUUCAAGCAAGGGACAUGCUGCAACAUCUCUGCACAGGUCCAAUUUCAAAUGCAUCAGUCGAAGUUGUUCAAGGAAGCCGAUCGGUUGAGGUGCGAGCUGCUGGUGUUACAAAGGGAGCAGCCAUUGACCGCAUCCUGGGGGAGAUAGUUCACAGUAAAUCCAUGACAACCCCAAUUGAUUAUGUUCUAUGUAUUGGACAUUUUCUGGCAAAGCAGGAUGAAGAUAUUUAUGACUUUUUUGAACCAGAGCCUUCUUGUUUUGGUGCGAGUCUUCAACGAAGCAAGUUAACAGAUGCAGCAAAGUUUCCUAGUGAGAAGGUAUCAUCUUUGAAGAUCCCAGCAAUUAAAAAUGGAUUAAAGUCGACAAAUCAAAACAAGGGACAGCGACCUCUCUCAAAUUCGGAGAAGAAAACAACUAAUCAUUUCAACCACGCACCGAGGAAACCAGCCCCUGAAAAGAUCUCUUGGAAUGUCCUUGAUCUCAAGAAGAAGAAUUACUUCUCAUGUGCUGUUGGGAGAACUCAAACAAACGCUGGCUACACGCUUCGAUCUUCUGAUGAGGUUGUUGAUUUUCUGAAGGAACUUGCUUAUGCAUCUUCUCUUAAUAACUGAGUUUCUGAGUGUUAAGAUUAAUUUCUUUUGCAACUAGGAUCAUCCUAGUAAUGCUGCUUCCUCGGGUUUAAAGUUAAAUAAUUUAGUCAUUUUUAGUCUCACAAUUCUUGUAAUAUAGUCUUUCGGCAUUUUUGUAUGAAUUUGAAUCAUUUAAAGUGAGUAAAAUAUAAAGGUAGAUAACCAUGAGUUGUUUUAACAAA